AUGGCGGAUCGUCAGGAGCGUACCCUCACGUUGCUACAUCUUAGGAAAACGUUUACGGAAUGUUCACGGGUUUCGCUCACCGGCACCAAGGAGGUCGACGCCAACCGGAUGCUGCCACUUUUCACAAAGAUCACCACCAUGUUCGAACCGAUGGAGCUGCGCGGCGAGUUCAAGGAGAUGCCGUCGUUUUCGGCGUGGAUGUGUAGCUUGUUAGUCCGGGAGGUUCGGCAGAGGGCGGCUAGUCAAGGCACAGAAGCGGCGGCUGUUGGAAUUGCGGAGUAUCUGGAACCAUCUACCUCCGAGAAGGGUUGGCAGUUGCUGAACGGGAUAUUGUAUGCUGUCAACACAGAUGACGACGCGAUCGUGGAAGCCGCCUGCAAGGCUUCUCUCCCCUCAACACUUGUCAAGGCCCUAUAUCUAUUCUUUGAUCUCCCGCCCUCACCUCCAGAAACUGUUGAGAUGCACACACAGUUGAACACACUGAUCACGGCACUGUUGGAGCGGUUGUGUCGAUAUAAAAGCGUCGGAGAAGAACUAGCGAGACGUGACGAUCUAUCCCUGCUUUUUGCUGGAACCACCUCCCAAGUCCCACCUCAAAAUGUACAGUGGAGAAGAACAAGUGCAAGAGUUUUGGAAGCGCUGGCUGCAAGAGCACUAACCCCAUCUCUCGUGAAAUACAUGGUGGCAAAGGAUUGUAUCGGGACGUACGUGGCCGGGAUGCAAAAUCCGAAGCUCAACGUCAGGGAGCAGGCCGAGAUGAUCAUCUGCUUAUUGUGUAUCUUGAAGGACUCGGCCCGUGGCUCGAUGGCGCUGGCAGAUGCAUUUGUAAAGGCGAGCGGAUACGAGAUUCUGAAGGACUUUUUGAUACGCAACGAGGAAGACACCGAUCUGGUCCGCAACAUACUUCUUAUGCUCAUUUCGGUGAUCACCGCCGGUCCUACAGAAAUCCGGCCGCAGCACAACUCCGGGCUGGUCUCCCUGCCCAAUUUUUCGCUCCCAGUUCCGAUCGGCUACGGAGCCUCCGUCAGGAAUCCGGCCGGAUUCCGGUUGUUGUACGAGAUAUUUAGCCAGAGCAUCAAUCCCAAAGUGCAUGUUUCCGUCAUCGACGUGGUGCAUACAAUCUACACCUCCGAUCCGGCAAAUUAUUUCAUUUUGGACCGCGAGUUCCCGCUCUCGCUUUUCAUCGAGAAGAUGGCUAGUCGAUGCCCGGAAGCGCAGCUGAAAAUCCUGGAACUGAUCGAGCACGUGUGCUUCCAGCUGGCCUACAUCCCGUGCAAGGAGUUGAUCUCGGUGUGCGUGUGUAUGAAGACCGAGCUCGCCGCCGGCCGCCCGGAAAUGCUGAUCCACGCCGUGCAGAGCGCCUUCAGGGUGUUGACCGUCGACAGUUUGCUGAAAGACGCCUUUCGGGAAGUCGGGAUGCUGGAAACACUUUCUUACGUUCUCAACCAGCUUUUCGGAGUCCAGAAAACCAGAGAACUCACUGACGACGAGCGAAAAUUGACGCUUCUGGCAACAGAUCUACUGACCGUGGUCGUCAAGGGGAACGUUGAAAAUGCCAAGCUUCUUGGAGAUUGCUUGGGACCUCGAGGGCUUCUGACGCUCGUUUGUGGGGUCACCGGAGAGUGGAGGAGCAGUGCUUUGCAACUGUUGAAACAGGCGCUCCUAUUAACACCCUCUGACAUCUACCUUGCCGCUAUCGUCUCCCAGCUGAACACCCCGCCACCACAAACGCAACUUGAUCUCAAUGUGGAUUUGUUAAAGUGUGUUCUUGGUGUUCUCCGGGAAAGCCACAAAGUCCGAGUACUCUUCCGACGAGUUGGUGGCUACCUGGCUCUGAUCUCAAUGCUAUUGGGACUGGAAGGCAUUUUUACCGGGAAGUCGCAAGAAAACUCAGACUCCGAGAAAGUCUCUACGUCUGAAUACCUCGACUUCCUUCACCUAAUAUUUAAGGUGUUAACCCUGUCGAUGCGCUUCGAGCCGAGCAACGCGCGCUACUUUUUCCAGGAGGUGAAAUGGGACAGCAUCACCACCGUCCUCCGACUCACCGGUGCUUUUGGGCCAAAUACCGUAGUCGAGACCAAUGAGACCAUCUGGAACACAAACGGAUCAGAGCUGAAGGAUGAGAUGAACCUGUGCCACUCGGUGUUUCAGAUGGACGAGAAUAUACAGCUGGGCUCUAUCCCCGAAAAAAUGCCCACGCCCAUCUUUUUCGCCUGCUACAUCAUCCGGCUCCUUUUCAACAUGGCGCUGGAUAAUUAUGAAAAGGUCUCUUCCGACGUGUGUUGGUGUGCCUCGCUGUCUCCACCGGACGGAAGCUCAUCUUUGGCUGCUUCUGACGAUGCCUCUUCUGUUGUAUCCUGGUCAUCUUCCGUACUCGUCCACCCCGGGGCUGUACUCUCGAUUCUGGCCCUGCUGCCGUCGAUUCAGGCACCGCAAACGAAAUGGACCGUAGCUGCUCAAUACUACUGCUCCCUUCUCCUCAAAGCCCUCCUGAAACCCGAGAGGAAUCAGCAGCUGAUGAGCCAAGUCGAAAUGCCGCGUCAUCUUCUAGCCGUCGCUGGCCGGCUAUUCCUGUGCGAUGAUCAUCUCCUCCUCCCUCCGUUCUACUAUCUGCUCGAGAGACUCAGCUACCAAUCGAUGCACCCGAGGGAGCUACGACAAUUCCUGAGGCUAGAUGAACCCUUGUGCUCGAGGAAUUUGGACCCUGCUCCUGGAGAAGAGGCCGAGGGUGUGAAAGAUGAGGGCGGGCCGAUACCGCUCUCCAGAGUCAAGGCCCUGGUGUCGAUGAUGACGCCGCGAUCGGCAAGGCCCCAGCCGAGCCCGUCGUUCGUCGAGUUCGACCAGGCGCUCGAGGCAAUGUUCCCUCCCCUGAAUGGGUUGACCUUCUCGACUUGGCUGUAUGUUGACUGCUGGUCGGAUAAGAAGGCUGAUGCUCAUCCACUUCGACUCUUGACCCUGUCGAGGACGGUCUGCUACACCGACGAGCGCAAGAAGCUGGGACCAAAGAGCCUGGGUUGUUUGAGCAUCCAACUCUCCGCCAUGGACCACUCGCUGCUGAUCUCCACCGAAGAAUCCGAGCCGCCGGGCGGAGACCUGGAGCGCGAAGCCCGAUUUGCUUCUGAGAAGGUGGUCCGAGUAGCCCUGGAAGACAUCCUACGCCCAAUGGAAUGGACCCACAUCUGUGUGGUUCUGACGCGCUCCGUCCUGAAGCCCAGCCAAGUGAACGUCUACAUCAAUGGUCGACAAGCGGCCGCCCAAAAACUGGCAUAUAUUGUCCCGAAUCCGGGAGGUGCUGCUCCACAGCUAGCCACCACCGCCGCUGUGAACGCCUUCAUCGGGACGUUGCCGAACAUGAGGCGGCCAAGUCGAUUACGGUUCCGCCUCGCCCCCACCUACAUCAUCGAGGAACCGCUCAGUUCCGAGACUGUCCGCUCAGUUUAUCAUCUACAACCACACUACAUUGGUAAUCUCCAAACGUCCGGGCCUGACGGUGCUGCACUUGUUGGGGAUGAGAAGAUACUCUUCUCCCUGAACGGCGCGGCGAUGGGCGAGUUGACGCUCGGGAAAAUCAGGGCGCUGUACAGCCGGAUGGACGCCGAAUCGUUGGCUCCUCACCUCGGAUUGUCCCCUCAAGACAAUGCCACCCAGCUUCGUGUAAUGCAGAAUACAGCCCAACAUCUCCCAGGAGCUGGCCGGGCUUUUGGAGCUGUACUUGUUGGAUAUCUUGGGAUGCGAUCUUUUACGCCGUGUCCGGUACCCAGGCUUCUGGAUUCGAUCGGAGGCUAUGCGCCGCUGUUUGGACUCAUUGAGAUGGCGACUGACUCGGAGGGUCUCUACGCGGCUCUAAAGGCAUUGGUAUCAGCCACAAGAUCCAAUACCUCGCUUCACGCCUCGCUAGCUGAGAGUCGAGCCUAUCAGAUGUUGGGUGUAUUGCUUGAAGACAAGAGCUCCCUUCUCAACACCCAUAUUCUGCACAUGGUCUUCACCCUCGUAGGCACGUUGGAUACGUCGAGGGAAGCUGCUCAUAUUCCAUCACAACAGGCCUUUGACGACGUUCUCUGCGACCUGGACAUCUGGCGCGGCGCUCCGGACGAGCUGCACAAGAUGCUGCACGAGCACUUCUACGAGUUGAUCACUGAUCAUCAACGGGAUAAUUUGUCGAUUGUCCGGAGGUCGAACUUGUUGCCACGGCUUUUGUUCACCUUCUUCGAUGCUGCUCAUCUACUGCCGACUACUAAUGACAUCGUCUUCAACUUGAUUUCGGCGUUGAUACAGCCGCCGUGUGAUUCGAGAUCCCUCCUCAAAAUCGGCCAAAUGAUCGCCGCUACCUUGCCCGGCACUACUGAAGAUGGACUUGCCGAAGAAGCCCUCCCAUUCCACAUCUCCGAGCUGCAGAUGAUCGUCCUUGGCGGCCAGGGCAUCACGCUGGAACCCAAAAAGACGCCCCCGAUACCGUACCUCGUCUACGUCCGCAACCGCAUCCUCAACCUGCUGGCCAACAUCCUCGCCCACACCAGCCCGCAGCACAACCAGCAGAUGAGCGAGCAGCUGGUGCGUGUCCUGGGGUUUGAUUGGCUGCUCUCCCUGAUGGCCCCCCGAGUCCAUUCCUGUACCGUACACCUGUCGCUCCGGAUUCUUUUGAAUUUGCUGGCACAUGAGAGUCUUCUCAACAAGUUCAGAGAGGGCUCCGGCAACGGCGGGUGGUUGAGCGAUGCAGACAGUGUCGUACGGAAUCGAGCUGCCGUACUUUUGGGAUUUUCGAUGUCCGCCCACGGUGGUUCCGUCGGGAGCCAUGUUGACAUUAAUCCGGAGCUGCAGAACUGCAAUGGGUUUGCGGCCCUUGAGCACGUACUCUCCGGUCAUGCUCAUCUACCGCAUCCCCACUUCGCCCUUCUCAGCCUCCUGGUUGGGCAGCCAGUCCGACAACUCCGCUUCUGUGACAGCUUUUCGGUGGAUCUCGUCUGGACACACGUCUUCGGGUUGGCACCGAAUAGCUCCGUGUACGAGGCGCUGUCGACGACGAAUUUCUGCUUCGAUGCAAUGUUGCCGCUGUUGUCGAUGGUUCGGGCGGCGAUACAUUGCGAGGAUAGAAACGAAACGUCAGGCUGGCACAUUGCCCACCCGUCUGCCCUCCUCCAAAUCGUUGGCUUCUUCUACCAAAACUCUCCUCAUUUCUACCAAAUGGCCCAUUCGGACGAGUUUGUCAUCGCGCUGUUCAACACGCUCUUUAAGGAAAUCUCCUCCAGAAGCAGCCAGGGCAGCUCUACACCUCCGGAAGCCAUUGAAGCCCUAACCUCCAUGAUCGCGAAACAAGUCCUCGACCUUCUCCGCAAAAUCCUGUGCGACGAUAUGCAAAGCACACCGCCAGGCGCAAGAUCCGAGCCGCUGAUCGAUGUAUUGAUAGACCACGUCUCCGAGGGCGGUGGUGGGGCUCGAGCACAUGCUCUUUCAGUUCUCUUGCUCAGCGUUCUGGAGCAUCUCGUGUCGACGGAUCUGCUGGUUUCGUCGAGUUUGCCGCCGCAGAUCAACAGCAACUCCCUCGCCCAGCAGGGAUCCAACAUGUUCCACUUUGCCAGUCGGAGCAUAGACGCAUUGUGGAAUGGGAAUUUGUCUUCGACGGAGCCUUUGAGAAUUCUCAACGCCCUCUACCACAUGCAUUCCAUCGCUGCACGAAAAGACAACAGCGCGAUGCAGAUCGACUCUCUCCUGUCAGCCAUCAUGCGAUGCGUACUGUACAUCCUCAGUCGCCCUAUCGACAGCGUGGCCAUCCAGUUGACAAUUCUGGAUACCUUGACCUCGGUGGUCCAUAAAAAGUACAUCUUCCUGGCCUCGAACGAGUCGUGGUUCUUCGGAGCGCUGUGCCACAUGGUCUUUAUGCUGUCGAUAACACCUGAUUACCUCGAGAACUCGGAUGCCGCGUUGCAGCGGAAUAGCGCACAGGUAGCUCAAUGCGCCUCCCGCAUCUGGUCGGACGUAUUGAUGCAAAAGAAGGGCUUCAUCGAGGAGAUCUUCAAACGGCAAACCGUGAUGGAGCUGAACGCGGCGCGUGCCCUCCUUGCCCAGGCCGCCGGGGUGCAAUGGUCUCAUUUUGUGGACUCGCAGCUACGGCCAUUUGGGCAGACAACGACCAAGGAGCAAAUCCAGCAGCAGAUCAGCUCGAGAAUCACGAAGGUAACUUCUGGGCUUCAGCGAUUGGCUAGUAAACGUGGAGUUACAUCAGUAGGAAGUUUGCAAUCGAUGACGCCAUGGAAAAAUCACGGCAUCAGCGAGGAGGUUGUCCUGAUGUGGGUAAAAGUCCACGUCUCCCUCGUCAAGGAGCUCGUCACCGUCCUCGCCGCCCGUUAUCACGAGUGGCACUCCCACGUCCGAAAGUGGAGCCUGCAGGAGUGGCAUGCAAUUGAGCAAGAGCUUAUCCGAGAAAGGGGCCUAUGGGGACCCGAACAAGCUUCGAGACUUGAGAAAUACAAGUUGGAUGUGACAGAGGGACCAAGUAGAAUCCGCCGGAAGCUGAUCCCAGAUCGAGAAUUCUACCACCACUACCCCUACCGACCCCAUUUGGACAAUCCGGGGGCAAAGGCCCUUCGAGCGAAAGUGGCGAUAUCUAGGGAUUCGAAGGAGUAUUAUGAAGCUGUAAAAGCGAGGAGGGGACGGCUAUUCGAUACGAAGAUCAUCGAUGACUCGACAGCACCUGUGACCCCGUCGAAUGACAAGCCAUUUGCCGACAGCAUUCAGGAUCUAGACCAAAUCAACAGCUCCCUGCUCCGCCGAAUCUCCGCCAGACCGCCUGCAAAGAUCUCCGAGAAAUCCGAGCUAAAUAGUCGAGAUUCUGAAAGUGCCGAGAAGGAGGGAGACGCCGCUGAGGAGUCUGAGAUGGCUGAAGAGGGCUCCCCGGAAGACCCGACCCAAUCCACCUCAUCAUCUGGGAGUCAAGAAAAGAAAGCGGAACCCUCGAAGCAGCAAGAUACUGGAGCGGCUACCUCGAAGGAAGAGCGACCGAAUUAUCAGAAUUUGAUUCGACUGCUUGAAGAGGGAGAGACACUGCAUAGCAUGUUCAGAUGUGCACGGAUUCAGGGUCUCGAAACCUGUGAGGGUUUGAUGCUGUUCGGUCGUGACCACUUCUAUGUCGUUGACGGCUUCACCUUGAUGAGAACGAGGGAAAUCCGGGAUCUCGACUUUCUACCGCCCGAUAUUCACGAUCCCAUCGUGCCGUACACCGCCACCGGAGCCACCCGACCCCCGAAAGCGUCCCGGAUCUGCAGCAAGUUCAGCUACGACGACAUCAGGGAGAUUCACAAACGGCGAUACCUCCUCCAACCCAUCGCGAUGGAAGUGUUCAGCGCCGACGGCCAGAAUUACCUAUUGGCUUUCCCGAAGAAGAUCCGCGACAACGUGUACGACAAGCUACUCUCGCUGGCGCGUCGUUUGAAUGAGAGCGGAACGGAGAGUGUCUCUGGUCAAAAGGCGUCGAUGGCCGUUGAAGCGACGGGCAGGACGGUGUCGUUGAUCAACUCCUUGGUCGGCCAGCAGUCCGUUACGCAACGCUGGCUGUCGGGAAAUAUUUCCAAUUUCACGUACCUGAUGCACCUGAACACGCUCGCCGGGCGGUCGUACAACGACUUAUCCCAAUACCCGGUUUUCCCGUGGGUAUUGGCGGACUACACCUCAAAAAUCCUCGACCUGACGAAUCUGAAUUCGUUCCGCGACCUGAGCAAACCGAUGGGAGCCCAGAAUACCGACAGGCUCGAGCAGUUCUUGAAGAGAUAUCGAGAAUGGGACGAUCCCACCGGGGAGAUCCCUCCAUAUAUGUAUGGAACUCACUACUCGUCGGCCAUGAUCGUCGUCUCGUAUUUGGUGCGGUUGGAGCCGUUCACGCAACAAUUUCUCACCCUGCAGGGUGGUCACUUCGACCUGGCGGAUCGGAUGUUCCACUCGGUUGGCGAUGCUUUUCUGAGUGCUGCCAAGAACAACAUGGCCGACGUGAAGGAGUUGAUUCCUGAGUUCUUCACGCUUCCCGAGCUGUUGCUGAACAACAAUCGAUUCGAUCUGGGUGUGAAGCAGAACGGAGUCGCACUUGAUGACGUCGUGUUGCCGCCCUGGGCUAAUGGGGAUCCGAGAGAAUUCGUGAGGCUCCAUCGGGCUGCCCUUGAAUGUGACAUCGUCUCCGCCCACCUUCACGAAUGGAUCGACCUCGUGUUCGGCUACAAACAACAGGGCGAAGGCGCUGUUCAGGCCAACAACGUCUUCCACCACCUCUUCUACGAGCGCAACGUCGACUUCGAAGCUAUUGACGAUCCCUUGUCCCUCAAUGCUACAAUUGGAUUUGUCAACAAUUUCGGGCAGAUCCCCGCUCAGCUCUUCAAGAAGCCACAUCCGCAGAAGAAGGUCAACCUGGUGGAGGGGUACGCUUCAACUCCAGGAGUGACAACGCAACGACUAUUCUAUCACUGUCUGCACUCGCUGAAGCCGCCACAAGCACCGAUAAAAGAACUCCGUGGCCCCGUCGGCGCGAUCCACGUCUCCGAGAAGGGCAUCGUAGCCGUGGAAGCCGGACGAGUGCUUCUAUCCCCCACCAAAUACCUCGCCUGGGGCUUCCCGGACCGGUCGAUCCGGUUGGGUACGGUGGAUUCCGACAAGUCCUCCUGCAUCCUUGAGAUGUGCGACACGCAGGAGCUGACGUGCGUCGCGGCUGGCGAGGAGCGAAGGGUAUUCUGUGGAUCGUCGACAGGCUGCGUCAGCGUGUGGAAUUUGACAAAGAAGCACCCUCGGAUGAGGAAAGUCAAGACGCUGGACGGACACUCUGAUGCCGUCACUUGUAUUGAAGUCUGCUCUGCCCACGCCUUCGUCGUCUCGGCCUCUCGUGACUGUUCUGUCAUCGUGUGGCACGAGAGGGAACUCUCUUUGCUACGACAGCUACCCCCACAUCCUUCACCCGUCUCGGCGCUGGCCGUCAAUCAGACUACGGGCGACAUCGCCUCGGCUUGUACCUCAGAUCUGUUCCUCUGGUCUAUCAAUGGGGACCUGUUGGCGCAUCUGAAUACUUCGGAUUGUGCUCCGGCCCAAGAUACGAAUCAGAUGAUCGUGACGUUGGCGUUUAGCACGCUAAACGAAUGGGAUACCGAUAACGUCAUCAUGGCCGGAACAGCCGACGGUGUCGUCAAAAUCUUCUCCAGCGCCAUCGUGGAGAAUGACGGAUCCGUACCGCCGCCACAACAAGCUUUUACAACGCUUGAAAGAAAACACUGCCCGACACCGGCGGUUUCGGUAGCUGAACGACUUGAGAGGCAGCGAAGACGGCUUCGCGUCGUGGCGAGCUGCGAGACGACCGGAAGUAGCGGUCAAACCGAUGAAAGCCACAGCCCUCCGCCAAGCCCGAACCCCAAUGCCGAGAAGGAGCCCGACUUCGAGGAGGGCAGAAAAGACCCCCGGAUGGCGGAAAUCGCGCCCUGGGUUCGAGUGCUGGUGCAAAGAACAUCGCUGACGAUGCAUACCGCCUUCUCGCGGCCCGACAAUCUACGCCCCGCUCCCAUUACCGUCAUCAUACCGGCAAAGGACCAUAAAUCGCUGCUGGUGGGCGAUGGAGUUGGACGAGUGUGGCAGUGGGUGAUCGGUGAAGAAGGGACCGGAAGUCGGGCCGAUCACUGGGUCCAGGAUGUCGCACGACAGCGCUGUACUCAUUGUCACCACAAGUUUUCCAUCGCCGACCGAAAGCACCACUGCCGGAAUUGCGGGCAGAUCUUUUGCGCUAAAUGCUCGCGCUUCGAGUCCCACAUCACGCACAUGAAAAUCUCGAGGCCAGUGCGCGUAUGCCAGAAUUGCUACCUUCGGCUGAAGGCGUCUUCU
Molecule: messenger RNA, 9840 nt
Organism: Mesorhabditis spiculigera
Lineage: Eukaryota; Metazoa; Nematoda; Chromadorea; Rhabditida; Rhabditidae
Source: the annotation of a GenBank genome assembly